This is a messenger RNA of Sturnus vulgaris (Common starling), 2857 nucleotides long. RefSeq names its product G protein-coupled receptor 146 (gene GPR146). Gene Ontology annotation, biological process: G protein-coupled receptor signaling pathway. NCBI's taxonomy places the organism in Eukaryota, Metazoa, Chordata, Aves, Passeriformes, Sturnidae. The record is from RefSeq and is a predicted model, not a curated record. Gene Ontology annotation, molecular function: G protein-coupled receptor activity. Gene Ontology annotation, cellular component: membrane.
GAAGGAGCACGAGACUGUCGCAGCUUUCAUUGCCACCAAAGUCGCCCCCUUUAGUGGUGCUGACAAUUUCUUCUGAGGCUUAGAAAGGCUUUGGGCAGUGAGAGGAGGUAGAAGCAGAGCAGAGGCUGUUUUGAAAUCCUUGCUGGAGAAUUAGAAAAAAAAUAAAUAAACCAACCCCAAACCACGAGCUCGAUCUCCUCCAAUGAAAGAGGUACCACAGGGUGUAGGCAGGUUGCCAGGCGAGCUCGGCAGCGUGACCGCACUGCAUUGAGUUUCUUUAAUGAAAGCCAGGAAAGAACACAUUACACAGUGUUUCUUCUGAGAGCCAGCGAGCCUCCAGUGAUUGAAAUCAAUAAAAACAGUCGGCAAGGGGCCCAGUGGGGGAAGAGAGAAAUCUCCACUACAGCAUUCAGUUUGCUUUCCACUUUCUCCCUCCCCCUCUAAAGUUAAACUCCGAAGAUCACCAUGACAAGCUGCUUCGCUUCCAGCGCUGGGAAGACGCUGGUGGGGAUUUAAAGGAAGCGAGCGCUUUCCUUCGCCUCCCUGCCUUCGCUCUGCCCCCAGCGCGAAGGAAAUGAAAGGCUUGUUCGGAAUUUGAAUCCCGCCUGGAAAAAAACUUCAUUGGACAAGUGCAUCGCUCUGCAUUUCAGGAAAGGGAUGGAUUUUACGGUCAGAGAAUGCUAAAAGGUGAGAGGGGGAAGAGAAGCAGGAAUCUGAUCCAGCCGGAGCCCACGGGCAGGGUAGGAUGUCCAAGCCGGCGGAGGGGAUCUCUGGAGCUGCGGGAAGGGCUGCGAGCAAGUGCCUGAGAUCAUCCACAUCCUGAGGCACCUGGAACGCUGAACACGUGACGGACACGCCGAGCCAGUGGCUCCAUCUCAGACUGACAUUCUCCUGGGCUGCACCUCAUAAAAGCUGGUAACCAGCGAAGGAAGACACAAAAGCUAAAAUCACUAUGUGGAGCUGUGAAGCCUUAAUCAACAGUACUGAGAACAGUGAGGACCAGCGUCUCUGCCAUGACUUCGACCUUGUGCUUUCCAUUUUUUCCCUUCUCUACCUCAUUAUAUGUUUCCCAAUUGGCCUUUGUUACAAUGGCCUGCUGGUCCUAGUUAACCUCUACAACAAAGCUACUAUGACUAUGCCAGAUGUUUACUUUGUCAACAUUGCCAUUGCCGGUCUCAUCAUCAACACUCUGGCACCAAUGUACCUGCUGGGUCUUGCCAAUACCAAAUGGGCCAUCUGGAAUUCCAACAACGAAGUUUAUAUUACCUUCCUUAUUUUAUUCAACGUCUCAUCGUUAGUUACCAUGUACUCUACCACACUGCUCAGUCUGGACUACUACAUCGAACGUGCCCUGCCCAGGACUUACAUGUCCAGUGUGUACAACACCAAACACGUGUGCGGGUUCAUUUGGGGCGGUGCCAUGCUCACCAGCUUUUCAUCUCUCCUGUUCUACGUCUGCAACCACGUGUCCACCAAAAUAAUCGAGUGUUCCAAGAUGCAGAACCAGGAGGCAGCAGAUGCCAUCAUGGUGUUUAUCGGGUACGUCGUGCCCGCCAUCGCUGUUCUGUACGCGCUGACGCUGAUCCUGCGGAUACGCAAGGAGGCCACGCCGCUGGAUCAGGACACUGGGCGCCUGGAUCCAUCAGUGCACAGGCUUCUGAUUGCCACAGUCUGCACACAGUUCACCCUGUGGACACCCUAUUAUGUUAUUCUCUUGGUAAGCACGUUUACCAACCUACGAGGAAGAAUUCCGGAUGUAAAUUCCAUUCAAAUACUACACUUUGCCACGAUUUUGUCAAAAUUCCUGGCUUUCUCCAGCAGCUUUGUCAUGCCUCUGCUCUACAGAUACAUUAACAAAAACUUUCCCAACAAAUUACGACGUUUGCUUAAAAAGAUACACUGUGGGAACCAAGGGUGUUCUCACGAGCGCACAGUUGUACAGCAGGUCAUGACAUAGGUGUGACACAACCCCUGGUGCUCUGUGCCUGCAGCACUGGGUGCUCAGUGCUGGGACUGUGAUGCUGCUGUGUUGGCACUCAGAGACAUUUGAGAGUCCCAACCAAGAGGCUGGAAGCAGCUUCCAUUGCAGUUGAAUGCAACAGUCUUAAUUUUCCAGUAGUUGUUUGCUGAAGUGGUGUGAGGCUCUGGCUAUGUGCUGCAUGACCUGUGACAUCAGAUAGCUUCAGUGCACUGAACUGGUGACAAAGGACAAACUCUGUUUUCAUGGCUCUGAUCUUCCUGUCUGAAGAAAUCACUAGGCAGUUUAUUGAAGUCUUGACUGAAGACACAGCACCUUGUAUCUUGUAUAGAAAAAGGUAUUACCUUGUUUUCUGUACUAAGAAGUGAUAGUGCUAUCCUUGAUGAAGUAAAUAGCAUAUUUCAAUGAAGAUUAUAUAGAUGAUCUUUACUGAAGAUCAUAUUACUCAAUUAUACAUGUCCAAAUAGUAAAUGUUAAUUAUAAAUUAAAUUAUUUAAUUUCUUUCUCCAUCACUGAAUCCUCUCUAAAAGAAGCCUAAUUUACUUUUUUCAGAAAUUAUUUUCUCACACAAACUAACCUGUUUUAACGUUUAUGGUAAACUGAUUUUUCUUUUAGCUGCAACAAAUAACAAAAAUGUGUUUUAAUUUUCCAGUGCUUUGUCUGUAUCCUAAAACAUUUCAGGAAUUCAAAAAUAUUUAUUAACUAAUUCUGAUGGAACUUAGAGAUGUUUGUUCCACAUGCUAAAAUGAAGGACACAGUGGUUUACAAAGUUAAAUCAGAAUUUAACUAGUAAAGAUUGUCUGGCUAAGUGUUAUGGUCCACAUAUGUUCAUGUAACAAGAGUAAUUAUCUUUAAAAAUAAAUAUGUUUAUGAUUAACA